AUGUUUUUUGAGAUUGUGAGGGUUGAAUAUACUAGUUCAUUGACACUUAAAAAAGAGAUAUCUCGGGUUCUUAUGAAUUAUGAUCUCCAAAUUGAUAAAAUGCGAGGUCAAGGAUAUGAUGGUGCUAGCAACAUGCUACAAUUAGCAUUAGUUGCAGCAUCAAAAGAUGUGGCUCCUAUUUGGCUAUUCUUUUCAACACUGAAUUCCAUUAUCAAUCUUAUUACUGCUUCUCCCAAGUGCCAUGGUGAGUUACAAUCUACCCAAGAAAUUGAUAUUGCACAUAUGGUUGACACUGGUGAACGUGAGACAGUUGUUGAGACCUUGAUUAAGAAUGGAGCCUCUAAUUCUAUACGUGGGGAAGCGACUAAUUAUCAAUGGGAAGAGUUAAACAGUAGAUUUAGAGAAGGAGCAAUGGAACUUCUUAGUCUUAGCUCUGCUUUGGACCCUAGCAAUGGUUUUAAAUCAUUUAAGAUUGAUGAUAUGUGCAAGUUUGCAGAGAAAUUUUAUCCUCAAGAUUUCACUGUUAACGAAUUACGUUUAUUGAGGUGCCAACUCGAACUUUUUGAGUUUGAAGCAACUACGGAACGAGCAUUUUCAGCUAUGAAACAUGUUAAGACUGUACUUCGCAACAAAAUGGAGGAUGAGUAUCUCGCAGAUUCCCUCAUUGUCUACAUUGAGAAAGAGCUUUAUAUGGAUAUUGAUUCAGAUUCAAUAAUCAAAGAUUUUGAUACACUCAAAGAGAGAAGGGUUCCACUUCACUAG
Messenger RNA from Prunus avium (sweet cherry), 762 nucleotides. RefSeq lists its product as uncharacterized. The record is from RefSeq and is a predicted model, not a curated record. NCBI's taxonomy places the organism in Eukaryota, Viridiplantae, Streptophyta, Magnoliopsida, Rosales, Rosaceae.